Messenger RNA from Gopherus flavomarginatus (Mexican gopher tortoise), 5574 nucleotides. RefSeq names its product zinc finger protein 436-like. The record is from RefSeq and is a predicted model, not a curated record. The transcript has 2 exons. Gene Ontology annotation, molecular function: DNA-binding transcription factor activity, RNA polymerase II-specific; RNA polymerase II cis-regulatory region sequence-specific DNA binding. The coding region runs from base 409 to 1650 and encodes 413 amino acids. Gene Ontology annotation, biological process: regulation of immune system process; negative regulation of transcription by RNA polymerase II; regulation of cytokine production. NCBI's taxonomy places the organism in Eukaryota, Metazoa, Chordata, Testudines, Testudinidae.
GUGACUCUAACCAGCGGUGUCUCUGCAAGGCCCGGAGAAGGACGGGUUAAACCCACCGCCCUCCUGAACCUUCCGCUUCCCAGGGAGCUGCCGGGCGCGGGGCUGCAGCAGCGCAGGGACCUUCCUGUCCAGCUGCCCCGGAGCCGGGGUCCUGGUCCGGGUGUGCGCAGGGUUGAGUCCCCGGCUCGGGGAAACAGCAGCAGGGGCAGGAAGUCGCUGCCCGGAGCGGAGCCCAGCCCGGUUCUCCCUCGCGAUCUCGCUGCCCCGAAGGGUCCCCAGCCUGGAUCCCGCCUCCCCCCCUGCAGAGAGCUGGGCCGGCGAGGCCAAAGCCCCGGCGCGUUCUCGGCGCCGGGCCCCGGGGGGAGAUUUCGCCCAGCAGGAUCUCCGGCCCUGGCCGCGAUCCCCCGCAUGGAGCCUGGGGCAGAGCCGAGGGUCCCGGAUCUCCAGGGCUCUCCGGGAAGGGAGAUCCCCAGAGGCGUCCACACAGGUGCCAGGAAGGAGGAGGAGAAUCCCCAGCAGGAGCCACACAGGCCAUCACAGAGCCCCGAGCAGGGAGAGGCCAACAGGGUGGGACAGCAGGGGGGAGACCUCCAAGGGGUGGAAAAUGGCUUUGGGCUUCUCAAUAGCAUGUCUGUCCCCCAGAGACUGACCAUCUGUGGGCAAUGUGGGAAGAGCUUUAGCCAGUAUUCGGACCUUAUUAAGCACCAGCGGAUCCACACGGGGGAGAGACCCUACAGCUGCUCCCAGUGUGGGAAGAGCUUCAGCCAGAGCUCCCACCUUGCCAAGCAUCAGCGGAUCCACACCGGUGAGAGGCCCUACAAAUGCCCUGACUGCGGGAAGGGCUUCAACGACAGCUCCUACCUCCUGCAGCACCGCCGCACCCACACGGGCGAGCGGCCUUACGAAUGCCCGGACUGUGGGAAAAGCUUUGGAGACAAGUCAGGCCUUACCCGCCACCAGAAGGUGCAUCACGGCGAAAGACCCUACAAAUGCCCUGACUGUGGGAAGAGCUUCAGCGACAGCUCCUACCUCAUCCAGCAUCAGCGCAUCCACACGGGCGAGCGGCCCUACAAAUGCACCGAGUGCGGGAAGAGCUUCAGCCGAAACUCACACCUGGUUCAGCACCAGCGGGUCCACACGGGGGAACGCCCCUACAAAUGCGCUGACUGCGGGAUGAGCUUCAGCCACAGCUCCACCCUGAUCGGGCACCAGAGGACCCACCGUGGUGAUAAGCCCUACAAAUGCUCCCAGUGCAGGAAGAGCUUCCGGCACAAGUCAACCCUGGUGAAGCAUCAGCGGACCCACACUGGGGAGCGGCCCUACAGCUGCGCCAAGUGUGGGAAGAGCUUCAGCUGGGGCUCGGCUUUCAUCAAGCACCAGCGCACCCACACGGGGGAGCGGCCCUACCAAUGCACCCAGUGUGGGAAGGGCUUUGGGGACAGCUCGGCCCUGAUCCAGCACCAGCGCACCCACACCAGGGAGCGGCCCUACAAGUGCUCUGAGUGUGGGAAGGGCUUUGGUGACAGCUCCACCUUGAAUCAGCACCAGCGCACCCAUUCGGCAGAGAAACCCUACAAAUGCCCAGAGUGUGGGAGGAGCUUCAUCCUCAGCUCCCACCUUGUCCGGCACCAGAGGGUCCAUGUGGCUUAGAGUCCCCAUGUGAGGACAGUUCUGUUCACUGUUCACAUCUCUUUAGGGACCUUAGAAACCAGGCCUCCUUAGAGACCACAGAACAGGCCUCUUUAGGGACUAGGCCUCCAUAGCGACCAAGGAUCUUGGAGACCUGGACCAGGCCUCCUUAGAUGCCAGAGACCAGGCCUCUUUAGGGACUAGGCCUCCUUAGAAACCAAGGAUGUUAGAGACCAGAGACCAGGCCUCUUUAGGGACGAGGCCUCCUUAGAGACCAAGGGCCUUGGAGACCUGGGACCUGGCCCCUUUAGGGAGAUGGAAGCAGGCUCUUUAGGAAACACAUCAUCCCAGAGACCUGACGUAGUUUUUCCCCUGGGGCAAGGCACAGCCCAUUGCGAUAUGGAUGCAGUGUGUGUAUGGGCGGAAGUGGGGACAGGAAUGACUGAGGGGCCCAUGGGUAGAAAUUAGGUGAAGUGGGGAAGGAAGUGAACAUGAGGGUCCCUUUUGCCCCAGUCAAGAUGGGGCUAUUAGAAAUGCUUAAAAGCCACACGGCAGGGUUCUCAGCCUGGGAUCACUGCCCCACAAAGGGGGUCAUGGUAACCAUACCCCUUCCUUGUUUCUAAGAGGGCAGGUUCCUGGCUAUAUGGCAGUGGUAUCCUGGUAGGGAAAAGGUGAGAAUCCUCAUAAUAGUGAGGGAGUGAUCUCUGAAGGACUUGGGGGCUUUUGUCUGUGCCCGCUCCUGGGUGGGGUGGGGGCGGGGCGACCUGUUCCUUCAUUCCCCUGGAACUCCACAGCUCUGGGCCUCACUCUCUGCUCCUUCCCCUCUCCCAGGGGCUGGGCGUGGGGAGGGUUAGGGACCCAUGGGGAAGGGUGAGUGAGGCUACUGAAAACUGGAGGGGGCUGCUCCCAGAGGCCAGACAGACAUAUGCUCCCAUACGGCUGGGCGGGGGGUGAGAGAGUGCCUAAUCUCCUUCUCCCUGGUGGUGUCUCCAGUGCCUGGCUCCUCUUUCCAUGGUGCACAGAGUCCAGUGGCACCUGGAGAACAUCCGUUCCUGUGCUUGGUGCAGCUGACAUCCAGCCAGCCCCACCCGUGGCUCUCGGUUCCCAGCAGGCACCUGGAUCUCACCCUCCUGCUGUCUUUGGUGAUGAUCCAGUCUCCUGUGGUGUUAGUCAAUUGUAUCUGUAGGAAAUAAACUUCGCCACUGGGAUCUGCCUCCUCCCAUCUCCGUGGUGAGGGCUCUGUCUCAGAGCUCAACGUGGCCCUGGACGUGUUGUUCUCGCCUGCAGGGAAGCUCAGAAGCUGCUUGGGCUCCCAGUUAUCAUGAUUUGCCGCUCUGAUCCUGACAUAAACCCCUGCAGAACGCCGUCUUGUCUUGCUCAGUAUCGUCUUCAUGGUAGGUGUGGCUCCCAGCUUCCUCCUGUUCUGCCUGAUCCUUUGCAGGAGCCCUCGCCUUCCCAGCCUUUCUCUGAAGGCUCAGAGAAUCAUAGCGAUGUAGGGCUGGAAGGGGCCUCGAGAGGUCACCAGGUCUAGCCUCCUGCGCAGAGGCAGGACCGAGUAACGCUAGACCAUCCCUGAAAGGUGUUUGUCCAACCUGUUCUUAAAAACUUGCAAUAUUGCAGAUUCCACCACCUCCCUAGGAAACCUCUAACCUAUCCUACAUCUCCCUUGCUGCAGAUUAAGCCCAUUACUUCUGGUCCUACCUUUGGUGGACAUAGCAAAGAAUUGAUCACUGUCCUCUUUGUAACAGCCCUGAACAUAUUUGAAGACCGUUAUCAGGUCCCCCUUCAGCCUUCUUUUCUCAAGACUAAACAUGCCUGUUUUUUUUAAUCUUUCCUCAUAAGUUCUCUAAGCUUUCAUUAUUUUUGUUCCUCUCCUCUGGACUCUCCAGUUUGUCCACAUCUUUCCUAAAGAACUGGGCACACUUCUCCAGCUGAGGCCUGCGCUGAAUGCCGUUGGACCCCGGGAGCAGAACCAGCACCUGAGAAAUGAAAACAGUAGGGAGCCCUUACCCUCUGCUCCCACUCAACUCCCAUUUCCAACUGCCACAGAACUCCUGGCUUCAACCUUCACCUGAACCUUUUUUUUCCCCCACGAAAAGUGCAGAUUUUUGCCACAUUUCACAAAUUCAUAUUGGUUUCACCAAAUUGUUGAUUUAAGACAAAACAAUCUGAAAAAUUCAAAUGUAUAGUUUUGAUAUUUUCUAAAUGAAACAUUUUGAUUUUUUUUGGUUCAAACCAACUUUUGGAUUUCCGAAUUUCCUUCAAUUUCAUUAAACUCCAAUUCAAAAAGAUUUUUAAAAAAUGCUCAAAAUUGAAACAAAAAAAUGUGCGUUGAUCCAAAACUAAUUUUCCCCCCAACUUUUUGAUUUGCUGAACAUGUGGUUUUUCAGUUUGACCCCAAAUGAUUUCUUUUCUUGUUUUCAGAAUUGCCGGUGUAUCAAAAGAUCCAUUAUUCACCCAUCAUAAGCUGGAAUGUGCCCCACCACUCUUAGCACCACCCAGGGCAGAUCUCUGGGCAUGGACAGGAUCUGUGCUCUGCUCCAGCUUUUAAACAGUCUCUUGCGGGAACCUUUAUACAAUUAGGCUCCCACGGGAUCUGACACUUCCUUCAGGUUAGGCCGCGUUGCCUCGCCACCUCCAGAACUGUUUCACAUUGCAAGCUCUUCUCAGCGAAUCCAACUGAAAUAGACUUCUGGUCAGAAACUUGUACGCUCCUCAGGGGCAAGAGAGAAUGGAUCACUUGAUAAUUACCUGUUCUGUUCAUUCCCUUUGAAGCAUCUGGCAUUGGCCACUGUCGGAAGACAGGAUACUGGGCUAGAUGGACCUUUGGUCUGGCCCAAUAUUGCCAUUCUUAAUGUACCUCAGCCAGUAUUUGCAGUGACACCAAGCAGCGUUUUCAAGACCAAGCAGGAUGUAUUAGCCAACUGGAACACAGCAUUGGAAGUUGUUAGGUUAGCAUCUACAUAAACAAAGCUUCUUAAAAAUCCCUGGGCACUAUCAGGGCCUGGCAUAAGGUCAGCGCGGCAAAUUUGGAGUCAUUUGGACAAAGGGUUGCUGAGUCAGAGCACCCAGAAUAAAGCACCGGUUGGUAACAUUUCUGUUAUCAUUUUUUUUUCCCCUUUUGCUACACACUUGUGGGCUCAAAUUCUUGCUGUGAUCAUCUCACACUGAUCUCACCUGAUCAGGUCUGAUCUCUGCUAGUGUCUAGCACCCACUCCGCUUUUGGGGGAGCAAAGGCUGUGCUUUGGCGCACAGAAGUGGCAUGCGCCUAGGAAGAUUUGCUGGUGUACCAUGAGACUGGGAUGAAGGAGCCUAUGAAGCGACAGCCCUAAUACCAGAGUUGCUCAGGAGCUUAAGGGUUGACUCCAAGCACCUCCCCCGUGUCACGAGUUCAAGUUGAGCUGUUGGCAAAUUCCCCAGCCUAGAUGAAUGUUCUCCAGUCGUGGCAAAGGAGCCCAAAACUCAGAGCUUUUUGCUUAAGAAGCAAUAGUUCAAAGUGCUUGGAAACCUACGUGCCUACUCAGAUUGUCUUGAAAAUUGCUACCCGUCCUCAGUACCAGCAGUACAGAAAAUGGUACUAGUUUGGGGUCAUUUGGGCAAGGCCACCCCAAUCAGUGUCCGACCAACAAUCAAAGUGCUCUAAAACCCACGUGCAAUAGAAUUAUAGAGUCUAAGGCCAGAAGGGACAAUUGUGGGUCAUUUGGUUAAGGAGUUCCCCACAUAUAGCACCACCAAAAAGAGCUGCUUUGAACAUCUGCAGUUUUUUAUAAUGUGUUUGGCCCAGAGCUAAGGCCAGGGCCGGCUAUAGGUUUUUUACUGCCCCAAGCAAACAAAUGUUUGGCUGCCCCCUACCCCAGCCUUGGGCUCCCCUCUCAUAUUGCUGCUGCCCCAGCCUUGAGCUCUCCUCCUCCCCCCACACCCACUGCUUCCCCAGCUCUGGGCAUC